AUGCUCAAUACACAAUUCAACACCAAGUCGAGUCUUUGGACUCCACAUUGCGGCAUCAUACCACUUAACACCAAUUAUACACUUCAACACAUCUCAGAAGGCAUUGAUAGCGGUCGUUUUAUUUUGGCCUCCCUUCACCUUACUCGAGAUGUAGAACUUUUAGCAACAACACCACCAAUAGCAACUCUACUCAACAUUUACGGUCGAGCGUCAGCUCACACCGAACGCACAGCAUUUUAUUCAGAAUUACUUGAUAUACCAAUUGUCAAGGACACUAUCACUAACACAACAAACACUAUCUUUAUAAUGGGCGAUUUCAACUAUCAAUACAAGGAUCGGCGAACUGAUGGCUCUCUCAUCAGUGCACCUGUGAAAUGGACUGAUCUUUUGGAUGAUUAUUACAUUGAUGUAUUUGGGGAUGACAAGCACGACACCUGGCAUAGUGGCAGAAAUGCUGGGAUUUUGGAUUAUAUCUUUUGUAGCUCCAAUGCUCAUCAUCUUGUAGCUAGUACUAGUCAACAAUACCUCUCUCCGGAGUGGACUGAUCAUGAGCUUUUGGGGUUCUCCUAUCAAUUUCAAGAUUCCAAUGGUCGUGGCCCUGGUGUCUGGAAGGCUAAUCCCUACUUGGCUCGCAACAAAGAUUUUCGCAAGGCACUGGCGGAAUUCCUCAUUGACAGUGAGGAACAAAGAGCAGGUAUCAAGCGGUUUACAUCUCCCCAACAACAAUGGGUUUGGAUCAAAGCAGAGGCCAAGUUAUUCAUCAAGCAGUAUCAAGUUGAGGAUUUGAACUGGAGGAAGAAACAACUACAUCAACUGCUUUCAAAGAGGAACAAGAUGAUGAGACAUAAGAAGCAUCGAGGAUUGAUAUUUCAGGGAUUGGACUCCAUCAACCAGCAAAUUCAGUCCCUGCAGCACUCAAUUGCAGAAAUAGAAAUCUUGAAGGCAGGCAAGUUCUAUCGUGAACAUGGUGAGAAAUCACCCGGAUUCCUCAAGCGCUCUGCGGUGUCUCGAGAGAACCGUCGGUCCAUUGUGGCGCUGCGAGAUCCCUCUACGGGUUCAAUGUGUCAGGCACAGGAUGGCAUAUCUGCCAUUGCAAAUAAUUUUUACACUGCAUUAUUCACACCAGAGGCUCUAGAUUCAACAGCACUCAGUACCAUGAUUCGAAGCAUCCCUCAGCACUUAAAGAUCACCAGCGAACAACAGGAGGAACUGAUGUUGCCGAUUGAUGUGGACAAGCUCUUGGCCGACAGCAAACACACUCGACGCCUUAGCAGCCCUGGCCCGGAUGGCUUGCCAUAUGAGAUUUUGUACCUGAUCAUGAAAUUCCCACCAUUUCAUUCACUCAUCAACCUAGUCUACAAUGAAGCACUGGCGAAGAUUAAGUUUCCGCCAUCUUGGAACAAAUCUGUCAUGUGUUUGCUCUACAAGAAGGGUGAUCCGGCUGAAAUGAAGAACUACCGUCCUCUGUCUCUGGCCAAUUCGGAUUACAAGCUGUUCACUCGCAACAUCAAUCGUCGUAUCAUGGCUGUCUUUUCUCAAUUGAUUAGUCACCAUCAGCUUGGAUUUAUUCCUGGACGCUUUAUUACUGAAAAUGGCAUGAUCUGUCAACUGAUCAUGGAAGAUGCUCAAAGGAAAUGGACAAUUGCGGAGCAACAAGAUGACGACCCCACCUUUCGCAACUUGGAUGCUGAUAACGGUCUUUUGUUGGAUCAAGAAAAGGCCUACGAUCGUGUGAAUUUGGACUAUCUCAAGAAAGUCUUGACAAAGUUUGGGUUUCCUCGUCCCCUCAUCAAGUGCAUAUACAAACUGAUGGGCAACAAUCUUAUACGGAUUAAUCUGAAUGGUCAUAUGUCAACAGAGGUUGCCAAGCUGCGUGGACUUAGGCAAGGAGAUCCUCUCUCGCCUAUCCUGUACAAUCUGGCCUUCGAACCCUUUUUACUGGCAAUCUUGCAUGAUCGUCAAUUUCACGGAUACACGAUGGGUACUGCUACUACCAGGUUAUUGUGUUAUGCGGACGAUGCUUUGGUAUUUGUUCAUGACGCACAGGACCUGUCUCGCUUACAACUUCACAUGUCUCGCUAUUGUGCUGCUUCCAACGCCAAAUUCAACUGUGACAAGGUGCAAGCCUUUUCGGUGUCUGGUCGGGAUACAUGGGACAUUUGGCAAGUUCCGUUAUCGCAUGCCCACAUCACCCAUCUGCAUUCUGUGGAAGAUGAUGAACCUUUGAUAUACCUUGGAUUUCCUCUUGUACAAAGCAGGAUCCAGCGGAUCAACUUUAUGGGUGCAUUGACAACCAAGAUCAAGACGGCCAUCCAGAUCCACUCUGCCCGAUCCCUGUCAGUUGUUGGAAAGGCCACUGUGCUGAAUUCUCUGCUUCUGUCCAAGUUAUGGUACGUUCUACGUGUUACUCCUCUCACCCAGCCCGAUGUCAAGCAGCUGCGGUCACUGGCAAUUUUUUUCUUGAGAAAGAACAUUUUCCCUGUCAUUCCUUGGAAAACAUGGACUCUCCCAAAAGACAAAGGUGGACUGAGUAUUGUCGACAUCCAAACUCAAGCUUCGGCUCUGUAUUUUCGUUGGCUACAUCCGUUGCUGGUAUAUGAUCAAUCUGUCAUUGAUGCCCACCCGGUGUCCUACCUUCUCAGUUACCAUCUACGCAACAAGAAUGGAUACCAGUAUCAUCAUAUUCCGCUCCUCUUCCCCUCUGCUCGUCGCAAUCAGGGUUUGAAAACACAGCGCACUGGAACUGUCGAUAUGUUAUAUCGUGCAGUUGACUAUCUUCCCAAGUCGUAUGAUGCUGCUCGGAUCAAUACUGCUACUGCCAUGGCUGCUCUCCCACUACAGGCUGCCUUCUAUGUCCCUCCAUCCUCCUCACUGGUGGUUCCUCGUCGAGUCAAAGCGAUGAUAGUUUCUGAUGUGUUUCAAUAUGAUGCUCGGCUCAACUUUGUUCACUGUAAAGAUAAUCGUGACCCUUCCCUCCUCAAUUGGAAACGUGCUCCUUCUACAGUGUUCAAAGGUCUUGCGUCUGCCCAGCUGAAAUUUCAACCCUACUUCCAUCCAGUGUGUAGUCCUGAUCCCCUGGUUGAUUCUGAUGUCUCCUUUGCGCCUCUAGUCCAUCAAUUUUGUCUGCACGAUGGCCAACCCCUUGGAAAUGCUCAGGCUUCGGCCAAAACAUGUCGUAAGUCCGUGCUGUCGUCGAUGGAACAACCCUUGGCCUUGCAGAAUGUCUCAGCUUCCCGUUGGAAAUUCUUUUGGUCCCUGUCUCUUACCUACAUUCAACGUAAUGUGAUAUACCGGCUCAUCACAGGCUGUAUCCCUUCUCGAAGCAGGUUACACUACAUGAUGCCUGGAGUCUUCGAGUCUCACAAUUGUCCUGUCUGCUUGUCUCUCAAUGAAACCGCCAGCCACCUGCUCUUUGACUGUCCAUCCAAAGAAAAGGUAUGGCUAGGCGUCAUUUUUGAAUUCCUAUGGCCCACGACGUCCAUCACUGACAUCAAAGAGGCUCUUCUGUCCUUGGACUUUUGGGAUAUCUGGUACUCUCAAGUCAAAGGCAUCCAUCCAUACAGAAUCCUACUCAUCACCCUGUCUCAAAUAUGGCUAGCCCAUAUGCGCUUUGUUUUUGACAACAUCAUCCUUGUCCCUGAGGCGAUUCUGGUGAAUGUCCGCUCUGUGGAAUACAUCCACUAUGAUCUGCAUUCCGACAGUUCAUCCAGUUACCAGAUUUAG
This is a messenger RNA of Mucor velutinosus, 3723 nucleotides long. Its product is annotated as Vacuolar protein sorting-associated protein 70. The coding region runs from base 1 to 3723 and encodes 1240 amino acids. NCBI's taxonomy places the organism in Eukaryota, Fungi, Mucoromycota, Mucoromycetes, Mucorales, Mucoraceae. The record is from RefSeq and is a predicted model, not a curated record. The transcript has a single exon.